This is a messenger RNA of Poeciliopsis prolifica (blackstripe livebearer), 1696 nucleotides long. RefSeq names its product proteasome 26S subunit, non-ATPase 12 (gene psmd12). Bases 95 to 1465 code for a protein of 456 amino acids. Gene Ontology annotation, cellular component: nuclear proteasome complex; proteasome regulatory particle, lid subcomplex; cytoplasm. The transcript has 11 exons. Lineage: Eukaryota; Metazoa; Chordata; Actinopteri; Cyprinodontiformes; Poeciliidae. The record is from RefSeq and is a predicted model, not a curated record.
AUUGGUCACCUCCUAGUGUCGUUCAUUUGACAGGACAAACAGCGUCAGGCAAAGAAAAAGAGUUGUGGUUUGUCCUUUUUUCCCAGUCGUAACAAUGUCUGAGGAACGAUCUGAGAGGUCCGAUGGAAGGAUCGUGAAGAUGGAGGUUGAUUACAGUUCCACUGUAGAUGAGAGGCUUCCGGAGUGCGAAAAAAUGGCCAAAGAGGGGAAGUUACAAGAGGCUAUUGAGAGUUUGUUGUCACUGGAGAAACAGACCAGAACGGCAUCGGAUAUGGUGUCCACCUCCAGAAUCCUCGUGGCUGUGGUCCAGAUGUGUUAUGAAGCAAAGGAUUGGGACGCUCUUAAUGAAAACAUCAUGUUACUCACCAAAAGGAGGAGUCAACUCAAACAGGCUGUUGCCAAAAUGGUGCAGGAAUGCUACAAAUACGUGGAUGCAGUAACUGAUCUGAACAUCAAGCUGCGUCUUAUAGACACACUUCGCACUGUGACUGCCGGAAAGAUCUAUGUAGAGAUCGAGCGUGCAAGGCUGACAAAGACACUGGCUAACAUCAAGGAGCAGAGCGGCGACGUCAAAGAGGCUGCCGCCAUUCUGCAGGAGCUACAGGUGGAGACGUAUGGCUCCAUGGAGAAGAAGGAGAAGGUGGAGUUCAUCUUGGAACAGAUGAGGCUCUGCAUCGCUGUCAAAGAUUAUAUUCGCACCCAGAUCAUCAGCAAGAAGAUAAACACCAAGUUCUUUCAGGAGGAAGGGACCGAGGAGCUGAAGUUAAAGUAUUACAACCUGAUGAUUCAGGUGGACCAGCACGAGGGCUCCUACCUGUCGAUAUGCAAGCACUACAAGGCGAUUUAUGACACGCCCUGCAUCUUGGAGGACAGCAGCAAGUGGCAGCAGGCCCUGAAGAGUGUGGUGCUGUACGUGAUCCUGUCUCCUUACGACAACGAACAGUCAGACCUCGUGCACAGAAUCAGCGCCGACAAGAAAUUGGAAGAAAUCCCCAAAUACAAGGACCUUCUGAAGCAGUUUACCACAAUGGAGCUGAUGCGCUGGGCCUCGCUCGUGGAGGAUUAUGGGAAGGAGCUGAGAGAAGGCUCGUCUGAGAGCCCGGCGACGGACGUCUUCUCAUAUUCAGAGGAGGGCGAGAAAAGGUGGAAAGACCUUAAGAACAGGGUGGUGGAGCAUAACAUCAGAAUAAUGGCCAAAUAUUACACCAGAAUCACAAUGAAAAGGAUGGCUGGCCUGCUGGACCUCUCUGUUGACGAAUCGGAGGAGUUCCUCUCCAGCCUCGUCGUAAACAAGACCAUCUACGCCAAGGUCGACCGGCUCGCCGGCAUCAUCAACUUUCAGCGGCCCAAAGACCCCAACGACCUGCUCAACGAUUGGUCGCAGAAACUCAACUCCCUCAUGUCGCUGGUCAACAAGACCACACACCUUAUUGCCAAGGAGGAGAUGAUCCACAACCUGCAGUGACACGAGAACAGUUUCUACUUUCAUGUUGUUGUUUCAUGUUCACUUUUGUGUAUGUUCAGGGGGAACUGUGACGUGUUUGUACAGUACGUUAGCGGAAUACCGCCACGGUGCCCGAUUGCAGUAUCGUAAGAUUUGGAAACAAAGCAACCGCAAAACACACACGCCCUCUAUGAGUUGUUUCUUUUUUUUAUUGUCUAGAAAAACAUUGACAAUAAACGUAUUGUACCUCCA